Molecule: messenger RNA, 2169 nt
Organism: Cotesia congregata
Lineage: Eukaryota; Metazoa; Arthropoda; Insecta; Hymenoptera; Braconidae
Source: the annotation of a GenBank genome assembly
AUGUAUUUAAUAAAAGAAUAUUUGUUAAAAGAAACCCAAAAAUGUUCAGAGUCAGAAUUUAAAAGACUCUCAAUUGUAAACGUUAAAUGGUCAUUAUAUUUGAAGAUUGGAGAAUUACCAAUUAUUACAAUGCUGACCGAAAAACAACGCCUAAGAAUAGAAAAAAAAGAAAAAAAAAUAGCUGCAUUCUUACAAAUAGCAAAACUUAAUGAUGAAGAUAAGGCAAAAGCACUUAAGCUUAAAAAAUCCAUGGAGUCAUGUUCUAACAAUGAAGCCGAAGUAUCUGCAGCUCAAAGCCCGAGAAGAAAGCGAACUUGCAGUGAAUCCCAAAACGACGAAAUUUCAACAACCUCAAAUGAAACAAAUCCAAGUGAAAACCACGAAACAGAGCAAGCCAACAAAAAGCCUCGUUUGAUUGGCGAAGAAUACCAAAAACUCAGACAGCAGCUUCGCGAGCGAAAGAAACAUUUGACAUCGAUCCCCCGAUUUCGUAUAAAAGGAGCCGGUGAAAAUGCUAGUCUUACAAAAAAUAUCGACCCCAGAGCUCGCGUUCCAAUUUUCCUCUCCGACAUUCAACAUCUUUUAAUGUACUCCUUGGUUGGAAAUGGCGCACCAUACUCCCCAUCCAGGUGGUGUCACUUGGAGAAGUACAACAAAGUCACACACACUGUAGUCUUCAUAGUAGAAGGUCUCUCUAUGUAUCACUUUAGCUCCUACGAGUCUUUAUUUCCCAACAUAACUGAUCUUCUUGAGCAUCGCUUGGAAGUAGUAACACCAGCGACGAUAGGAGGCUCAGUAAUAGAACAAUUAGCAGCAGUUCCAUUGACAACUUCGGAACGAAGGAAAUUGAUAGAUAAAUAUGGAUCUUUGUCAGUAGCUGAGAAGAAAACGGGGGAUAUUGUUAAGCUACUUAAAUAUGUAUUUCCAAUGCAAUCUUCUGUCAAUAUCAAGUCCAAAAAUUCUCUGGAAAAAGAUAAAAUUCAAGACAACAGCAUUGAAUUACCACCUGGUGAUAAAUUCCCACGCACGCAAUUACUUUUGUCCUUAAGUCAGCUUAUAGAUGAAAACUACCCUCUAAGAUGGCCAGGUGCUUUAGAUUCCAAGUACAACAAUUAUAUAAAUACUAAGGAUGUUUAUUUAGAAGCUACACCCAAGUCUCCAAUGUUUGGACUCGAUUGUGAAAUGUGUACUACAACAGAAGGCCGAGAACUUACGAGGAUAUGUAUUGUAGAUGAGCAGAUGAAUGUUGUCUAUGAAACUUUGGUAAAACCUGAAAAUAAAAUUGUUAAUUAUUUAACAGAGUACAGUGGGAUUACAGAAAAAUUAUUGGAAAAUGUAACGACAAAUUUGUCUGGUGUUCAGGAAAAAAUUAAAGAGCUGCUACCGCCUGAUGCAAUUCUUGUGGGACAAAGUUUGUGCGUAGAUCUUGAUGCUUUAAAAAUGAUGCAUCCUUACAUCAUUGAUACGUCUGUUAUUUUUAAUAUUACCGGUAAUAGAAAUCACAAGUCUAAAUUACAAGUUUUAGCGCGGGAAUUUUUGAACGAAAGGAUUCAGGAAAAAAAAGACGGGCAUUGUCCGACUGAAGAUGCGCGAGCUGCGUUAAAAUUGGCACAAUUAAAGCUAGCUAAUAGCAUUGAUUUUGGAGAUGCUUUUGUGGUUGGUCAGCAAAAUUUAGAAGAGAUGCUUAGGAAACAAAAACCAGAUGACAAUUUGGUGCGUGAUGAUGAUAGCUAUAAUUUUGGAGUUAGCAUUUUUAAACACGUUGCGAAAGAUAAAAAAACUGUGUCAAUUGUUGGGACCAAGGAAGUAUUAAAUGAUUAUUCGAAGUACUUGAUUACUUCUUCUUUGUCGAUAAUGGACGACGCUAAUUUUAGUAAAGAUGAUAAAGUAAGACUAGUUACUGGGAAUUCGAAUAAGCACGUGGUAGGACGUGCCAGUGAAAUUUCAAUGGAGCAUGCUCUUACUAUUUGUCAUGUUAAAUUAACGCCUGAAAAGGUAUCAGAGGAAAAUUUAGAAAAAACUUGUCGGAAUAUUAAUAAAUGGGUUAAUAAACUUUGGGAACGAAUGGCGGUUAACGGAUUGGCUUGUGUAAUUUUUAGCGGGCAUAAUAAUGCAAAUGGUGCGUGUUUCUUGAAUUUAAAAAAAGAAAUAACACCAUUGCAAAUAUAA